Messenger RNA from Tetrahymena thermophila SB210, 1524 nucleotides. RefSeq names its product equilibrative nucleoside transporter family protein. Gene Ontology annotation, cellular component: plasma membrane. The record is from RefSeq and is a predicted model, not a curated record. Gene Ontology annotation, biological process: nucleoside transmembrane transport. Gene Ontology annotation, molecular function: nucleoside transmembrane transporter activity. Lineage: Eukaryota; Ciliophora; Oligohymenophorea; Hymenostomatida; Tetrahymenidae. The transcript is spliced from 2 exons.
AUGACCCAAGAAACUUAUCCUAUUGAAGAUGUUUAGGGAAACAAAUCUCCCAGAAAGUUGGAAGACUCUAACUGCAACGCUUAAGUUUACCCAGCUGAAAUCCCAUUAAAAAAGGUCGAUUCUGAAAUUGAUGAAAUGUUCAAGCAAUUAGAAUAAGAAUUGGCUAAGCCUCUUCCUCCAGUCAAGUUUUGGUACAAAAUUACCUUCGUCUUUUUAGGUAUUGCCUCCUUAGCUGGUUGGAAUGCUAUGCUUACUGCAUUCGAUUUCUUCGGUGCCAAGUAUCCCAAAGAUUAAGGUUACCUCGAUAUCACUUUCUAUUUCCCUAUCCCUAUUAUGAUUACCAACUUCUUUGCUGGUCUCGCCUGUCCUGCUCUUGCCCGUCGUUUCAGCUAUAACCAAAGAAUUGCUUAUCUUUCUGUUGCUGUCUGCUGUUUCUUAAUUACUAUCACUUUGAUUGCUAUCUUUUACAAUACUAAGGCUGGUUUUUGGAUUUCCUUCACUCUCCUUUUCUUCUAAGGUUUCAUUGAAUCAGUUGUUACCAACUCUCUUAUCGCCCUCGCUGGUAUGAUCUCCCACGAAAUCAAUGCCAUUUACUGGACUUGCACUGCCGCCUCUGGUUUGGUCAUGAACUUCAUUAGACUUAUUGCCUUAGGCGCUGCUGGUGAUACUCCCUCUUCUAUGAACGUCUGCACAGCAAUUUACUUCGCCUUCGCUUGUCUUAUUUAUAUCGUCUCUGCCUCUAUGCAAGCUGCCUUCACCAAAACUGAAUACUUUAAGGCUCUUGAACACAGACACAACAUCAAGUCAAAAAUUGAAAACAGAGAAAUUGAAAUAGAUAUGGCCAGAAUGAUGAAGGAAAAGUUGGCUGCUGAAAACAACAAUGCUAACACCGGUUCUGAUAAUCAACUUAAAACCGAAUAAGCUUUGUCUUAAGUUAAUCUUGAACAACAAAAGAAAUCAAAGAAGAGUGGACUCGUUGCCAAGUUGUUACAAAACUCUUUCAUUUAAUAUCUUAUCUAUCUCUCUCAAGUCUUCAAAUAUGCUGGUGCCAUCCCCGUCUUCCUUGUCUUCAUCUACAUCUAAACUUUCAUGAUGUUCCCUGGUGUCUCCAUUUUCUAAAAACCCACCUACACUAUCAUUCCCUACCCCUACGCAGCAGUUUGGAUGAUUACUUGUUACAAUUUCGGUGAUUUGGUUGGCAAAUAUCUUGGUAGUGUUAAGGCCUUAGAAAAAUUAUAUUUCAUCUACUGUGUUGUCAUGCUCAGAUUUGUUUACUAUGUCUUAUUCUUAAUGACUGCUAAUGAAAAGGGAGGAGAAAAUUUCCAAAACGAUGUUUUCGCUUGGACUAAUUAACUCAUGUUCGCUAUUACCAACGGUUUCUGCACUACUGGUUUAAUGAACCUUGGUCCCCGUAAAUGCAAAGAUCCCAAAAUUAUUAAUUUAAUUAAUUUCAUUGGUGGUUUCUCUAUUACUUUCGGUAUUGCUAUCGGUACUUUCCUUGCUCUUCCUCUUGCUAAGGAGUGA